GAGAGAGAGAGAGAGAGAGAGAGAGAGUCUCUGCGCUCGGAGAUAAAUCUGAUUUAAUUUUAUUCUAUUUUAUUUGAUGUUGUGUAAUUUUGUUAGAUAUUUUGUUUCCGAGCUCCUGUGAGCUACAACGCUGUGAAAGUCGAUGAAACGGAACACUUCUUUUUAAAAGAGCAUCAUUAUGACUAACUGGACGAACGCGUCCACCUGUUUGUGCGUCGUGGAAACGCCGGACAACACAACAGAGACAGAUUUGGACUUGGACCUUGAAUACCCGGUCCAUCUCUAUCCUGUGCCAGUGUUGACUGGCAUCACGGUGACCUGCUCACUACUUUUCCUAGUUGGGAUGAGCGGAAACCUGCUGACCAUCGUGGUGGUGCUGAAGUACAAGGACAUGCGGACCACCACUAACCUGUACCUGUGCAGCAUGGCGCUGUCGGACCUCCUGAUCUUCCUGUGCAUGCCGUUGGACCUGUAUCGGGUGUGGCGCUACCGGCCCUGGAACCUUGGUGAACAUCUGUGUAAGCUCUUCCAGUUCAUCAGUGAGAGCUGCACCUAUUCAGCAGUGCUGAGCAUCACGGCGCUGAGCGUGGAGCGCUACAUGGCCAUCUGCUUCCCGCUCCGGGCCAAAGUGUUGGUGACCCGUGGACGUGUGAAGACGCUCAUCCUACUGCUGUGGCUCGUGGCUCUGUGCAGUGCAGGACCCAUCUUUGCUCUGGUGGGUGUUGAGCACGAGAACGGUACCGACCCACAUGUGACCAACGAGUGCAAAGCGACUGAGCAUGCGAUCCGGUCUGGAUUGCUCACCGUCAUGGUGUGGAUCUCCAGUGUGUUCUUCUUCCUGCCUGUGCUGUGCCUCACUGUGCUCUACAGCCUCAUCAGCCGGACUCUGUGGAGGAGGAGGAAGAACCCAGUAGGACCUGUGUCAAGUCGAGACAAAAACAACACGCAGACAGUGAAGAUGUUAGCGGUGGUGGUCUUUGCAUUCGUUCUCUGCUGGCUGCCAUUCCACUUGGGCCGCUAUCUGUUCUCCAAAUCAUCUGAAGCUAAUUCUCCACUAAUUACUCAAAUCAGCGAGUACUGCAACCUCGUCUCCUUCGUUAUGUUUUAUUUCAACGCAGCCAUCAACCCCAUUCUCUACAACAUCAUGUCCAAGAAGUACCGGAUGAUGGCCUGCAGACUCUUCGGGGUGAGAUGCACUCAAGAGCGCUUGAAGUUGACCGUGCUGAAUUCGGAGAACUGUCCAGUGUGGAACGAGUCCAGUGGAACCACAUGAUGGAGGAGGAGUGGGUUCAGCUUUGAGGGCUGAGGUUCCAGAGGAGGCAAGAGGAUUUAUACACAAACUCUUUUCAGCCGUCAAGCUUUUUAUAGUGGGCUAAAAUCACUGAGAGGUUCAGGAUGAAGCUGAUAACAUAAAAUCAUCAUUUCAUAUCUGUAAUAAUU
Molecule: messenger RNA, 1440 nt
Organism: Tachysurus fulvidraco (yellow catfish)
Lineage: Eukaryota; Metazoa; Chordata; Actinopteri; Siluriformes; Bagridae
Gene: ghsrb
Product: growth hormone secretagogue receptor b
Exons: 2
Coding region: 179-1273 (364 amino acids)
Biological process (GO): hormone-mediated signaling pathway; G protein-coupled receptor signaling pathway
Cellular component (GO): plasma membrane
Molecular function (GO): growth hormone secretagogue receptor activity
Source: RefSeq, a predicted model, not a curated record